Chiloscyllium plagiosum (whitespotted bambooshark) is the source of this 3117-nucleotide messenger RNA. RefSeq lists its product as uncharacterized. Gene Ontology annotation, biological process: regulation of transcription by RNA polymerase II. NCBI's taxonomy places the organism in Eukaryota, Metazoa, Chordata, Chondrichthyes, Orectolobiformes, Hemiscylliidae. Gene Ontology annotation, cellular component: nucleus. The record is from RefSeq and is a predicted model, not a curated record. Gene Ontology annotation, molecular function: DNA-binding transcription activator activity, RNA polymerase II-specific; RNA polymerase II cis-regulatory region sequence-specific DNA binding.
GGAACAUUUCAAAGGGUCAGUAACUUCACCCACAUGGCUAUGUGUCUGGAGUUACUUAUUGGACAGAAAAUGGAAGAACAAUAGUUUGCUUCCUGAAAGGACAUGAGUGAAUCAUAUCGGUUUUAUGCAGAGAAAUGUAUAAUGCCCUGCUUUGUCAUGUUUCCUGAUCAAUUAACUGUCUGUGGAACUGUAGAUCUAUAGACUGAGUUUUGCUAAUGGAGACCACAACAGUUCAAGAAGAUGGCUCAUCACUACCUUCUCAAGGACAUUUGGGGAUAGACAACAAAUACUGGACUUGCCAGUGAUCCCCAGAAGGAUUGCCUUACGCUACAUCAGAGAGUCCAGAGUGGAUCGAUACAGAGAUAGAUCCUGACCACCAAACAAGGAACAACUGCACAAUUGUCAGAAGCCAUCCAGCCUUGCACCGUGAAACUAUUAUCUGGAAAUCAACUAGAUUAAGGGAGCUUUGACACAUCAUCAGAUCUAAAACUGGUCAGCGGUGUGGAGCCUUCCAUCAGAACCAACCUUUCUAAAGGUUCGGCUGUGGGUGAUCGGUCAGGGUGAGGUUGUGAAGAUGUGUGAGGGAUUCUAAAUAUGUUGAGAGCUACAAGAAUCACUGACUCAUUCAACCAGGACAGAGGCUGUUCUAAUGUGAGGUGAAUGAAGAGGUCUCCACAGGCUUAGAAAAUCUCCUCAUAUGCAAAGAGAGCAACAUGCAAGAGAAACCAUUCAAGUGUGACAUGUGUGACCAAGCUUUCAGACUGUCAUCAGCACUUGUGACUCAUCAACACAUUCACACUGAGAAGAAGUUGUUCAAAUAUGACCUGAUCACUCAACAAUCUGCUCACACGAGGAAGAAAUCAUUCACGUGUGAGGUGUGUAACAAAUCAUUCUCACGGUCAUCAGAUCUUCGCACACACCAGCGCACUCACACAGGGGAGAAACCCUUCACGUGUGAAGUAUGUGACAAAUCAUUCUCAAAAUCCGGAAACCUCCACAUACACCAGCGCAUUCACACCGGGGAGAAACCAUACACUUGUAACAUUUGUGGCCAAUCAUUCUCCCAGUUAUGGCAACUUCACAGACACCAGCGCGUCCACACAGGAGAGAAACCAUUCAUGUGCGAAGUUUGUCACAAAUCGUUCUCUUAUUCAUCAGUGCUGCGCAUUCACCAACGCAUCCAUACAGGUGAGAAACCAUUCCACUGCAAGGUGUGUGACAAAUCAUUCACAUGCUCAGGCGCUCUCCGUACGCAUCAACUCACCCAUACAGGGGAGAAACCAUUCCUGUGCAACAUGUGUGACAAAUCGUUCUCAUGGCCAUCAGAACUUCAUUCACACCAGCGCACUCACACAGGGGAGAAACCCUUCACGUGUGAAAUCUGUGACAAAUCAUUCUCAAAAUCCGGAAACCUCCACAUACACCAGCGCAUUCACACUGCGGAGAAACCAAACACUUGUAACAUUUGUGACCAAACAUUCUCCCAGUUUUGGAAACUUUGCAGACACCAACGUAUUCACACAGGAGAGAAACCAUUUGCAUGCAAAGUGUGUGACAAGUCAUUCUCUUAUUCAACAGCCCUACACGUUCAUCAACGUACUCACACAGGAGAGAAACCAUUCACAUGCGAAGUGUGUGACAAAUCAUUCUCUUAUUCAUCAGCCCUCCACAUUCACCAACGCAUCCAUACAGGAGAGAAACCAUUCACGUGCAAGGUCUGUGACAAAUCAUUCACAUGCUCAAGUGUUCUCCGUACACAUCAACUCACCCACACAGGGGAGAAACCAUUCCUGUGCAACGUGUGUGAUAAAUCGUUCUCACGAUCAUCUACGCUCCAUGCUCACUACCAGAUCCACACUGGGGAAAAGCCAUACAUGUGUGAGAUAUGUGAUAAAUCAUUCUCCCAGUUAGGGAAUCUCCACAGACACAGACGCACUCACACAGGGGAGAAACCGUACAAGUGCGAGGAGUGUGACAAAGCAUUCUCUGACCCAUCGACCUUGCUGCUCCAUCAGAGAACACACACGGGGGAGAAACCCUACACAUGUGAAGUGUGCAGCAAAUCCUUCUCACAGUUAGCGACCCUCCGCAGGCACCAACGUACACACACGGGGGAGAAAGCGUUCACAUGCGAGGUGUGUGACAAACCAUUCUCUGACUCAUCAAGACUCCUGCUCCAUCAGAGAAUUCACACAGAGGAGAAACCAUACAUGUGUGAGAUGUGCGACAAAUCAUUCUGUCAGUUAGCACACCUCCGCAGGCACCAACACACUCAUACGGGAAAAAGGCGUUACAUGUGACUUAUGGGGCAUAUCAUUCUUAGUCUCACCACCAACAUGAACAGAUGACUUUUCUCUGAUUGGUUACCUCCAUGCAUUUUCCAUGUGAUGAUUUUCAGGUUGAACCAGGCAUCGCCUCUGUGUAUUUUGAACAUUGGUGUUUCAGGGUAAAGUGAGCCAGUUCUCAGUACUGGGUGUGGGGUAAAGUGGGAUCUUACUUUAGCUGACGAGGUGAAUUAUAUACGGAUCCUCAUCAGGUGUCAAGUGUUUGAUGAAUACCAUGGGGAAUGUUUGUACUCACCUGUCUGAGAGGACUACUAUCUUGAAUAUGUGAGUGGGGAUGAGUCUGUACAGACCUGAGUUCCCUCAGCCUACGAUAUCUCAAUGAAUUACUGGUGAGGUAUGAUCACGUUACACUCUUUCAACAUUUAUGGCAUGAUCUGGAAACAGUCUUGAGUCAUUUUUCAAAUAGUCAUAGAGAUGUACAGGAUGAAAUAGAGACUUUGGUCCAACUCGUCUAUGCCAACCAGAUAACCUGAAUUGAACUCGCCUCAUUUGGCUGCACUUGGCCCAUAUCCCUGUAAAUCCUUCCUAUUCAUUUACCCAUCCAGAUGCCAUUUACAUGUCAUUCUACCAGCCUCCACCACUUCCUCUGAAAGCUCAUUCCAUACAUGCACUACCUUUGAUUGAAAAAGUUACCCCAUAGGUCCCUUCUAAAUCUUUCUUCUCUCACCGUAAUGAGAGUUUUAUAUAAGCUGAAUUAUUGUGUUGAUGUUUAUCUGCUGAUUCAUCAAUCUUCUGUGUAGAUUUAUUCAAUAAAUUAAACCCAAACAAACUA